AUGGGAAUUCUGACCACUUCCAUCACAAAUGACACUAUUGUUAGACCUGUGGGAUUUUACAUUGUAGGAUUUAUGCAUUUAAAGUUCACUUAUUGGUAUUUAAUUUUCCUUGCUAUCAUUUAUAUUGUGACUCUCUUAUCCAACUCAUUUAUCCUUACCAUUAUAUGGAUAGAUCGUCGCCUACACACUCCAAAGUACAUUGCGGUGGCUAAUCUGGCGAUCGUUGACAUGGUGCUCAGUACAACCUAUAUUCCUAGUAUGAUAAAGAUAUUUCUCAUGAAAGAUAAUUUUAUUUCCUACAAUGACUGUUUGGCACAGAUGUCUUUUCAUUACUGGUCCGGCUGUUUAGAGUCAUUUUCUCUCUUUGUCCUUGCAUAUGACAGGUUAAUUGCGAUAUGUUUCCCACUGAGACAGAGCUCGAUAAACACAAUCACGGCCAUGUUCAGUAUCUUAGUGACGCUUUGGUCUAUUUGUGCAAGUAUUGUUUUGUUCUCGGUCAUAAUCGUGACCAGGCUGUCUUUCUGUAAUUCAGUGAACGUGUACAGCUACUUCUGUGACUACACCCCCGUAUACAGACUAUCUUGCAAUGAUCAUAGUUUGCAGUGGUCCAUUGCCUCUUCCCUGAGUAUAAUGAUUUUGUUUGUGCCCCUUAGUUUAAUAGUCAUCUCAUAUGUCUGUAUUUUGACAGCAGUGUUUAGAAUGAAAAAAGUAGAGAGCAGGUAUAAAGCGCUUCUAACAUGCACAGAACACGUCAUUCUAGUGGCGAUUUUCUACGUGCCGAUCUUGACGGUGUUCAUUAUUGAUUUUUUCUUAUUCCGCCUCGAAACAGAUGUCAGAAUGCUGAGCUUAUCGUUAGCUUCCUGCAUCCCGUCCUGUCUGAACCCCAUUGUGUAUUCCCUGGCAACCAAAGAAAUCAAGAACAGAAUACUGGCUAUGCUCCAGAAAGUCAAGGUAGCAGCGUGGGACCUUGUUGAUGAGGCCAAGGAUGUGCCCAGGCUACACAGACGGCAGCAGAAGGAUUUGGCACAAGCUAACGGCCAAGCCGUAGUUUUGGUUGUAAGCUCCAGAGCCGCCGCCAGUGCAAAGGACCUUCAUAUGUGGCAGCCAAGGCACCAACUGCCGCCCACCCGCCCACAGCGCGCCGGGCCACCCCACAGGGAGCGUAACGAACACAGGGAAAUGGGAACCUGCAGUGCCGCCACGGCCCCCUUCCAGGACAACAGCAUCCAGCGGGUAAGAGAGAACAAUCUCCCUGACACGUUCACCGCCAGCGUCAGCCACUUCUCCCAGGCCCAAAGAGCGAGCUGGAAGAUGCGGCCGGAGUCCCCUUGGGCACUGGACACGGUCCUGAGGGCUUACAAACUCCAAUACGCAUGCUGGCACCCUCGCUCCAGGGGCGUUCAGGACACCGCGGGUUGGAGAUAA
This is a messenger RNA of Conger conger (European conger), 1425 nucleotides long. Its product is annotated as olfactory receptor 1496-like. The transcript is spliced from 2 exons. The record is from RefSeq and is a predicted model, not a curated record. Gene Ontology annotation, cellular component: membrane. Gene Ontology annotation, biological process: G protein-coupled receptor signaling pathway. Gene Ontology annotation, molecular function: olfactory receptor activity; G protein-coupled receptor activity. Lineage: Eukaryota; Metazoa; Chordata; Actinopteri; Anguilliformes; Congridae. The coding region runs from base 1 to 1425 and encodes 474 amino acids.